Messenger RNA from Meyerozyma guilliermondii ATCC 6260, 1551 nucleotides. Its product is annotated as mRNA (N6-adenosine)-methyltransferase. Gene Ontology annotation, molecular function: mRNA m(6)A methyltransferase activity. The record is from RefSeq and is a predicted model, not a curated record. The transcript has a single exon. Gene Ontology annotation, cellular component: nucleus; RNA N6-methyladenosine methyltransferase complex. The coding region runs from base 1 to 1551 and encodes 516 amino acids. Lineage: Eukaryota; Fungi; Ascomycota; Pichiomycetes; Serinales; Debaryomycetaceae.
AUGAUGAGUGUAAACAUUAGUCUAUUAGUCGAUUUUUUGAUUCAAAAAGCCAGUGUUAUUCUUCAGCCACCGGUAAAUGGUGACUUUUGUUUGUUGUUGAAGCUUUUCAACCUGUGGUUGGGCGAUAAAAUUUUGCCUGACAUCAAGGUGUCACUUGACGAAUUGCAUCAUAUGAUCGUGGAAAUCAACCUGCUAUCACCCAGAUCUGUUCUACUAGAUGAAGAAGGACCAAGUGCUUUGUCUAGUGUCAAGACUUUCAAAAUAAGUUGGAUUUUUGAUGUUCGUCUUCAUGCUCUUCGAGACCGGCUUGACGGAAAAGCAAUUAAGGAAAACAACUUCAAAUUGAAACAUAAAAGUAGACAAAAGGAUCCGUUGAAGCAGCUACUGAAAAUGUUAUCAGAUAAGAAUACCACGAAGAAAAUUGAUGAACAAGUAGGUGGAUUAUCGAUGGAAGUGUGCACCAAGUUUUUACAAGAACCAACGGCGAUGGUCAAGUUGGCCAGAGAGAAGGCUCGCUUGACAACGCCAUUCAAGCCAAUUUUCAAAGUGUGCCAAAACGAUAAGCACAGCAAAGUGCUUGCUAAUGUCUGCUUCAGUAAGAAAGAUAUCGUGAAUGCUGUAACCCGUAAUAUCCACAUGCCAGGUACCAGCUUACACAAGAUUUUAUUCCAGUAUCGGUCGUUGAUGUCUCCAGAAAUCUAUGCUUGCUCCCAAGAAAAAACCCACAAUCUCCCCAUCAAAUUCUCAAAUUCUGAAACGUCUCCAGGAGAUUGCUCCUACUUGGAUACAUGCCAUAAAAUGAGAAGCUGCCGCUACCUUCAUUACUAUACUUUGACUCCAACAAAACAGCCAGAAAAGCCGCCAUUGAACAAUAAGGUUGAUCUUUCCGAGUAUACCAUUGGUCAAUGUUACACAAGUGAGUUUAGAGAAGUAUCAGCUCCACAGUGGAUCUCUUGUGAUGUCAGAUAUUUAAAGUUUCCUCUUCUUGGAAAAUUUGCAGCCAUUAUCUCAGACCCUGCGUGGGACAUCCACAUGUCUUUACCAUACGGAACGUGCAAAGAUUUGGAGCUCAUGUCCCUACCAGUAGACAAGCUUCAAGAUGAGGGCAUAAUAAUUCUUUGGGUAACGGGGAGGUCAAUUGAUGUCGGUCGUAAAGCAUUGCACAAGUGGGGGUACAGAAUGUCUAACGAGAUGAUCUGGAUUAAACUCAACCAGUUAAAGCGAACUAUAGUCACAGGAAGAACCGGUCACUGGCUCAACCAUUCUAAAGAGCAUUUGUUGGUGGGCGUGAAAGGCAACCCACCUUGGCUCAACCGGUUAAUUGACGUUGAUACUAUAGUGAGCGGCACGAGAGAAACUCUGAGAAAGCCAGAUGAAGUUUACGAUAUGGUUGAAAGAAUAGUAGGCAAGCAUUCUCGAAAGCUAGAGAUAUUUGGGCGGGACCAUAAUGUCCGUCCAGGAUGGCUUACCAUAGGAAACCAGUUGACUGGAGUGUCGUUGCAAGAACCGAUGUUACUUGAAGCUUACGAUGAUCUUCUUGAACGCAAAUAA